AUGGAGGCCUCCAUUGCUCAGGCUGGGAAACAGCGCCUUCCUAGAGUGGCCAAGGUGAAGAACAAAGCUCCGGCCGAGGUGCAGAUAACUGCAGAGCAGCUCUUGAGAGAGGCCAAAGAGAGAGAACUCGAGCUCCUCCCGCCUUUACCUCAGCAGAAGAUCACAGACGAAGUACAGGAUUACAAACUCCGGAAAAGGAAGACUUUUGAAGACAACUUGAGAAAAAAUAGGACGGUGAUUAGCAACUGGAUCAAAUACGCGCAAUGGGAGGAAAGUCUUCAGGAAAUUCAAAGGACUCGAUCCAUAUACGAGCGUGCUUUAGAUGUAGACCACCGGAAUCUUAUACUCUGGUUGAAAUAUGUAGAGAUGGAACUGAAGAACCGCCAGGUCAACCACGCCCGAAACAUCUGGGACCGUGCCAUAACAACUCUGCCAAGAGUCAACCAGUUGUGGUCCAAGCACACAUACAUGGAGGAGAUGUUGGGCAAUGUUGCUGGUGCUCAUCAGGUGUUUGAGCGCUGGAUGGAAUGGCAGCCCGAGGAGCAGGCCUGGCACUCCUACAUCAACUUGGAGCUGAGAUACAGAGAGGUGGAACGGGCCCACACCAUUUAUGAACGGUUUGUGCUCACGCACCCUGCUGUAAAGAACUGGAUCAAGUAUGCCCAAUUUGAGGAGGGGCAUGGUUCCUUUGCUCAUGCGCGGAAAGUCUACAAAAAAAGAGCCAUGGAGUUUUUCAGGGAGGAACAUAUGGACGAACGCCUCUUUGUGGCCUUUGCUAAAUUUGAGGAGAGUCAGGGAGAAUUGGAAAGGGUACGAGUUAUGUACAAAUAUGCCCUGGAUAGGGUUUCAAAACAGGAUGCCCAAGAACUCUUCAAAACCUAUACCAUCUUUGAGAAGAAGUUUGGUGACCGGAGGGGUAUAGAAGAUAGCAUCGUGAGCAAACGGAGAUUCCAGUAUGAAGAAGAAGUGAAGGCUAACCCACAUAACUACGAUGCUUGGUUUGAGAGUGAAGCCUCGACUUUUUAA
Mastomys coucha (southern multimammate mouse) is the source of this 1026-nucleotide messenger RNA. RefSeq names its product crooked neck-like protein 1. NCBI's taxonomy places the organism in Eukaryota, Metazoa, Chordata, Mammalia, Rodentia, Muridae. Gene Ontology annotation, biological process: spliceosomal complex assembly; mRNA splicing, via spliceosome. The record is from RefSeq and is a predicted model, not a curated record. Gene Ontology annotation, cellular component: post-mRNA release spliceosomal complex; precatalytic spliceosome; U2-type catalytic step 2 spliceosome. Gene Ontology annotation, molecular function: protein binding.